AUGAAGAAAUUCUAUCCUGACUGUGACACCGAGUGGGCGAAUCGAGCCAUCGACGCGGUGAGAUCAAAGGAAAACGAUGCGAAUCGAUUGCAGCACAUUAAUGCGAUUUUGCAAUCAUGCAACAAAGCUCAACUCCAGAAAAUGGCCGAAGUCUCAGUGUUCCUUUUCGAAAAAGGCACCUAUCCAAAUCCACAAGUGAUGCAGGAGUUAAGCCGACUUUCUGAGAAUGAAAGGGACGAGAAAUUGAAUCGAAUGCUCCGGAUGAGAGCCUAUUUACCCGAGCAUUUACACCAAAGCCUUGGGCAAUUGGCGACAAUUCACGCGAACGGAUCGCUAAGCGGAAACGAGAAAGCGAUCGUGAUGGCGAGAAUCCUGCAACACUUGGAUGACGAUGAUCGGACGCAAGUUGAACAAGCGUUGGCCUCGACUCGAGCGGGGAAUCUACAAGUCUUGAGCCCGAAAACGAAUGUCGAGUACGGGCCAAGUCCGAUCAUUUCAAAGAAUCACGCAAUUCUCCGACCAGCUGACAAUAAAUUGCAUCAACUCGUCGAUUCACUCAAGCAAUUUGGCGGCUUAUUGGAUGGUGAUGAGGAAAAUGAAGCCAAAGCUGUACCGGAGAAGAGUUUCACGUCAAAUGGGAACAAUUUACCCGAUCCAAGCGAAACACUCCUUUCAUCAUUUGGCGGAAUGCCUCACUUCGUUGCCCCGAAAAUCCCCACUCCGCCAAUCAUUCGCCCAUCACCGUCAUCAUUCUCAAAAGCUUACGAAGAGUCACAAGAAAAUCGAGAAAAAUUGUUUAGCAUUGAAAAAAAAAACUCGCUAUUCAACGGUGGAAAUAAACGAAUUUUUAAAGAGGAAGAGGAAAACACGAGUGGCAAGGGAAAUCAAGAGGAGAGGUUUUUUGGAGAUGAUGACGAUGAUGGAAUGGAGAAAGCGCUGUUUCUCUCGGGUCGACCACAUUCUGUUGGAGGGGUUUCGAAAGAGAAGGAUUUAUUGCCGAUAGUGCCCGUGAACCCUUCACCGACUCUUCCUCCAAACGUUCCCGAUCCGGAUCUGAUGACCUCCAGACCCUCUGUCUGGGGAGAUGCGGCGAAAUUGCUGCAAGAGUCGACGAAUAUCCCGAAUCGAAUUGGAAAAUUCAUCAACGAGGCGGUGAAAAACCCUGAGAAAUUGGCACAGAAACUCGGCGAGACACUUCAGAAAAAGAAUGUCGAAAUCGAUGAUCACCGAGCCUGGCUACCUUCUCGUCGAUCCGAUCAACCGCCAAUCGUGCCUAUCAACCAGGCAACGCCCAAUCAGCCGACAAUGUUUGGAUUGGAUCGUUUCGAAACAAAUGUUGACAGAUUCUCUUCAAACGGCCCACCGAACCGCUUCGUCCUUGGCGCACUGCCGAAUUUCGGCGCCAGUGCGGCGAAUUUUGAAGCUGCUCUACCUGGGCAAAAUCUACCCGCACCCAACCUCCAACAAUCGCAAUUCCCCCUCGCCAGUCUCGCGCAACAACAAUCCAGCUCCUCACAAUGGCUGGUCGGACAAAUGGCAAACGCUGGACUCCCGAAUAGCUUCGGCAUGCCGAAUUCGGCCCUCUUAGCACAACAAGGCGUUCUUCCCCCGCAAUUCGGCGGUCUUCCACAAAAUCCCGGGCUAACCGAGGCGCAGCUAAUCUCAUCGGGACUUCUCGGUACAAACCCCACCCAGAAUUCAAUGAUCCCCGGCCUCCUCGCGCAACAAUCCCAAUCACCCGUUUCCACCGCUCAAAUGAUCAACAACGCCUACACAUUUCCUGUGAGCGGGAUUCAGAGAGGACAAAAGUACCUCCAGAAUUUGCCUAAUUGGACACCGAUACCGCUCGGCACAGAGCAACAACAAUUCCCUGGGCAACAGCCGUUUGUAAAGAUGAGCGGCGCUCGCACAUUCACUACAUAUCCCGAUCAUCGCCAGGGACUUUUCCCCGAGCUCGUCCCACAGUCUCUGCAGCCACGAGCCGGCUAUGGCGGGGCUACGGACCCGCCAGCCUACAAAAAUGGACAAGUCUCGAAGGAGAUCAAUCAACGAAUUGAUUACAGUUCACAAGGUAUUCCGGAAAAUUUAAAAAAGUACACACGACCGGGUGAGGUGACAUUUUUGGAGACGUAUCCAGAGAGGAAAGAUUUCCGGCUACCCCGGCCACAAACGAUUGGCGAUGAUCUGUCGGAGAGUGAUCCAAAGGGCUCCAUACCGAUGGGUCGUUAUGGGAAAGAAGGCUGGGAACCGAUGACAAUUCGACCACCAAUCGAAUACCAAACAACCACCGUGAUUUCAGUUCCCCGCGAGAGAUGGUUUCCCGCCGAGGGUUCUCAACUUGUCGAUUUGCCCAAGAAAAACCCCGUUACAAACCCACCAAUCAGACGCUACGAGGGAGGCCCCGAAGAGAUCACGGGCAGCCAUCUUCGGAGUGAUGUCUACAAUAUUCGACAAUUCGGUCAGGAGCGUUACGUCAAGAUCGACAUCAAUCCCACCGAGUCAGUUGUGGGA
Molecule: messenger RNA, 2511 nt
Organism: Mesorhabditis belari
Lineage: Eukaryota; Metazoa; Nematoda; Chromadorea; Rhabditida; Rhabditidae
Source: the annotation of a GenBank genome assembly